Aspergillus niger is the source of this 3309-nucleotide messenger RNA. RefSeq lists its product as uncharacterized. The record is from RefSeq and is a predicted model, not a curated record. Gene Ontology annotation, cellular component: microtubule organizing center. Bases 1 to 3309 code for a protein of 1102 amino acids. The transcript is spliced from 2 exons. Lineage: Eukaryota; Fungi; Ascomycota; Eurotiomycetes; Eurotiales; Aspergillaceae.
AUGACGCUCAAAGAGCAGAGUAGCACCAUUGACCGUCUUUCCAAGGAGAACUUUGACCUCAAGAUGCGGAUUCACUUCCUCAAUGAAGCACUGAAUCGACGCUCUGAGGAGGGCAUCAAGGAGAUGAUCUCGGAGAAUGUUGAAUUGAAAUCGGACAAGCUGAAGCUGCAGAAGGAUAAUCAAAGCUUGAAGCGCAAGUUGCGCGAUCUCGAAAAACAGCUGAAAGACCAGCAGUCCGACAAGGAGUCGAUGCUGAACCAUGACCCCGAAGGUUCGGACGAGGAAGAUCGUGAUCCCGCGCAGGAUGAGGAGAUUCUUUUCCUGCGCGAGCGGGCAGAAACGUAUGAACUGGAAAUCGAGCGACUCCGUUCGGAAAGUAUUGCCCGCGAAAGUGAGAAGAGACGACUGGCGGAGAUGGUAAAAUCCCUUAGUGACGGGCGACCCAUGGGAUCGGAUGUUGGGGCCCGGGAGGAGAGGGAUAUGUGGAAAGACAUGUUGGAGGCCGAGACGGCGGCUCGCGAGCAGGCAGAAGAGGAAAAUAAGCGGCUGCGCGAGGAGGCCCUGCGUUUGAAGAAUGAGAUGAACUUCCCCGUCGUCGCCGCGCGAGUUGGGCAACGCGACAGAAUUGGCUCGAUGGCUUCGUACUCUGCCGCGUCCGAACGAGAUUUCAGCCGCGACCCCCAUACUGCUAGCUCAUCCAGCUCGACGCUGGUGAUGGAGUUGGAACUGCUGAAGCAAGAGAACGCGGAGUUGAGGAAGGAGGUGAGCGCUCAGACCUCGAUGCUCACGUCCCGGAACCGGGAGAAGGAGCGGUUAUACCAGGAGAUUGAAGAGCUCAAACUUGGUCAACGCCGGGAUGGGACUCGAUCGGUUGCCGGCGACAGCAUAUUCGAUCGCUCGGCAUCCCGGGCACAUGGUCGACCCUCUUCGCGCGCCAGCGAUGGCACGGGUCAAUCCCCGAGCGACGAUGCUGAACGCGAAGACCUUGAAACGCGCGUAGGCCAGCUGCGCGACCAGGUGUCGGCUUUGAAGCUCGAAAACCAAUCCAUCCGGGAGCAGCUGGACGAAGCCAACCAGGACUAUGACUCGCUGGACAAGGCAUAUCAGGCCGACGUCGAUGAGGCAGAAGAAGAGAUAUCGAACCUUCAACAAAUGGUACAAAAUCUCCGACAGGAGCGCGACCAGUCGUUACAGAUAGCCGAAGAGCGCGACGAAGCAUUUCAAAAUAUCCGCGCAGAAGCUCAGGAGGAGCUAGACGCCAUGAGUGAAGCUCUGGAGCAGAAGGUAGAAGAGUGUCAGCGAUUGAGCGAAGAAGUGCGUGUUCAGGACGAAAACCUUCGGGCACUCCAGGCGGAGAUGCGCUCAGCCAGCGAGGGCAUUAUUCGGCUUGAGGAAGAUGCACAGAACAAUCUCCAGCGGUACAAGGCCGUCCAGCAGGAACUGGAGGAUUGCAACCGAGAGAUGGAGUCGCUGGAGAAGGAUCUCUAUGAGGCCAACACCAAAGUCCAGCGGCUCACCGUGCAAAUUGAGUCGAGUCAGAAUGAGAUUGCGUUCCUCCGGGAGGAGCAAGACGGCGACAAAAUCAAGAUAGGAGAUCUUGAAUCAGAGCUCAAGUCCUACCAGCUAAGCCUGCAAAGUGAGCGCGACAAGACACGCGAACUCGAAGAACGCUUGGCGGAGGAACGGCACCAGCGUGAGGUUGUAGGCAGCAAAGAGAAGCAAGAGGUGCAGCGCAUUGUCAACGAGCUGAACCGGGAGGCAACCACCGCCAAGGAGGAGAACCGCAAACUUAGGAAGAACCUGUCGGCGCAGGAGAUUGAAGCCGCCACCUGGAAGGAGCGGUUGCUGGACUUGGAGAACAAUCUACGUGAGACGCUGGGCGAUCUGACUGGCAGUCGCUCUAGUCUAAUUUCCAACAUCAUGAAGCUGCAGAAGGAGUUGGAAUCGACAGCCUUGGAGCUCGAAAGCACGCGAGCCAAGCUGGACGACAAGGAGUCGCUUCUGCGCAAUCGCGAUGCUCUGCUGGAGAGUCAUGGGCUGGAAUCGCGCAAGCUGGCCGAGCUGCUCGACCGCGAGCGUCAUGCCCGCCGUGCUGACAAGCAGUCGUUCGAGCAGGCUCUUAAAUCCCACCACCAGGCCUCGCGCACCAUUACGCAGAACAACUCGCGCAUCUCGGAGCUGGAGAAUGCGCGUAAUCAGGAUCGCAAGCGCUUCACGACCUUGGAGCAGCAGUUCCGCGACCAGCUGAGCGAGCGCAACGUGAUGCUCCUGAACAUCUGGAAACGUCUGUCAGCCAUGUGCGGACCGGACUGGGCGCAUUCGAACAGCUUGAUCAACGGCAAUCUCCCCAGCCAGGAGGUCAUUGGCAACAUCCUCUUCUGGCCCGGGUUCAGCCGCAACCUUCUGCUCGCUGUCAAGACCGUCGAAAGCGUGAUCUCGGGCUUCAAGUCGCGCAUCAAGGGUGUUGAACGGGACCUGACCAAACAGUACCAGAUGCUGGAGCAUACCUUCAGUCUGCGUGUCAAGAAGCUUGACCGCCUUGAGGAGUCCAUGAUGAACAUGCGCGCACAACAGCACAGCCGGAACCAGUCCGGGAUGUCACCCGAAAUGGCGAAGCUCCGGGGUGAGAACCGACUUUUGAAGGCCGAGCUGAACUUGCUUCAGUCGCACUCGCGCAGCCGGGGACCCGCCUCUGCAGCUGUCUCCGCCGCCGCCGUCGGCAUUGGAUCCAACUCCCCGCGGUCACCGACACGCGCGCUCAGCCUAGACCCUGGAGCCGAUGCAGAACCAGGCUCUUUGAUCCGUCAUCAUUCAGCAGUAGAGAAACCCACCCCGUCGCGCGGUCUGUCACGGAGCGCCACCACUGGCAUCCCCCAGCCCUCGCAUUCGUCCUCGACGACUUCGACGACGACACUCGCCAACGAUGGACCAGGGGCGCUAGUGCAAGGUUCUCGCUCCCGGCACAUGUCCGCUGAUCCGGGGAGCAAUGAGAAGUGGAUUCAGCGCUUGCAUGAGCUGGAGAAGCGAUUGAAGGCCGAACGGGAGGCCCGCCUUCUGGACCGAAGCGGCGCACGGCGGCGGCUGGAAGAGCGCGAUGCGGAGAACCAGCGACUCCGCGCACAGCUCGAGCGACAGCGUGUGCGCAAAGAGCUAUCCGCGGGCACCUCGACCGAUGAGGACGUGCGCGAGCAUGGUCAACGGCGGCUCGAGGGGUCAGACCCGGGCAUGAGUGACGGAUACGAUCGGCGUCGGGAUGAUGAGAUGAGCUCGAGUGAAGGCGAGGGCAUUUACGUUGACAUUGAGGUUUGA